Lepisosteus oculatus (spotted gar) is the source of this 5199-nucleotide messenger RNA. It is a transcript of the gene ccdc40, whose product is annotated as coiled-coil domain 40 molecular ruler complex subunit. Gene Ontology annotation, cellular component: cilium; cytoplasm. Gene Ontology annotation, biological process: epithelial cilium movement involved in determination of left/right asymmetry; heart looping; axoneme assembly. NCBI's taxonomy places the organism in Eukaryota, Metazoa, Chordata, Actinopteri, Semionotiformes, Lepisosteidae. The record is from RefSeq and is a predicted model, not a curated record.
AACGCUCCCCACACACCAGCUCUCAGUGGGGAGGAGAGCAGAGUGAUGGACCCAAUUAAAAAAAAACAACACUUGUAUAUUUUGCAAUAUGUUUCGAUGAUGUGAUAUGAUACAAUCACUCGGCAUGCACAUGAGACCUGAUGUACAGAUUCGGACUUCGUGCAGCACCAAGUUCAGAUAACAGAGGAAGAAAGGAUACGGAUGAGAUGCGGCCCACCAGGCCCCCGCUCGUCCCUGCUAAGCCUGUUUAGUAGUUAAUUGAUCCUGGGAUCUGAUCCAGUCAUUUCAUGAAAUAGACGAGUAACAGCCUCAACAGCACGGCUGGGUAUCUUGAUCCACUCUCACCUUUUCAAAUGCUCUUCCACAUGUUUUCCACUUGCCUCCUCUGGUCCGUGUUGCAUCGUUGAAGUCUUGGGUAAAGGAAAGGUUCCUCUGGAGGAGCAGAAAUAACUCAAGGGGAAAAGUUAUUCAAGAGAAAGGGUUUAAUUUGAAGUCUAAAAAAAGCCUUUUCAUCUCUCGGACCACAGGAGAACAGAAAUUGAUUGACCUCAAGUCAACCUUUGAUAGGUCUUCGUUUCCUUGUGGUCAUAAAGGACCGGCUCUUUUCCUUUCAAACUCGGCUUACAGACAACUACUGUAACAAGACAAACUGACACCUGAUUUUAAUUUCACAUAUGUGCAGAGAAAACAAGACAAACGUCUGAAAAAACAACCUAUUUUUACUUCUGCUACUGCAUUUAUGAUUUUAUAAAAGCAACCUGAUAUGACUUCAUUGAUGUAUGAAUAAAUUUCCAGUCCCUCACUGCUAUUAACCCACUGCAGGAGGCUGCAGGGCGACUUCUUCAGCGCCUCUGGGGGUUUCAGUGCCUUCAACCUCUCAGUGGAGGAUAGUACCUUAAGCCCCAGAAUCUAUCUGAAUGCUCCCCUUUCUGGACGGAAUCCAGACUGAUUCCACAGCAGCAAGAUCUUCUUAUAACUUCGUGCCCAGACCUGUCCAUCUUUAUCUAUCUGUCCCUGUACUCCCUGUACUGUGCUGUAGUGUCCAAACUGUGUCUGCUGUACUGUGCCUGUCCUGAGACAUCGGUGUUCCAACAGUUCCAGUAUACAUUUGCAUAUGGCAAUAAAGUCGUUUACUCUUUUGCUAACUGCUUCCUCACGGUCUGGGUCACGGGGGAGCUGGAGUCUAUCCCAGCAUGCAAGGGGGGCAAGGCAGGAUACAGCCUGGGCAGGAUGCCAGUCCAUCGCUGAGCACACAGACACCAGGACUGGUUUUCUCACAGGAUAAUUAAUCUUCAUUAGGCUUUUGAGUAAACCGACAGGAACAUACAAACUCCACGCAGACAGCACACCAGGCCCCAGCGCUGUGAGGCAGCAGGGCUCACCACCGCGCCAACGAAACUGUACACAAUAUUCUCAAUGGAUAUUGUAACUAACUUAACUUUUUGUUAAAAUGUAUUUUUUUAAAAAUAAAGUGCUUGGGGGGCGAAAGCCUUUAUGCAACUGCGAGGAACUUUUAUGACUCAGAGUUUCUGAUGGACUAUAAUGAUUAAAAUCGGAUUUUGUAGCACAAACUGCAGACCGUGAGAAACUAUUACGGCGAAAAAAGUAAAAAUACCCUCUUCACGCGCCCAGUCUCUGGAGCCGCCUGCAGCGCGGCGCAUGCGUCACAGCCGCGCGGCGGCCGGAAGUUUGUGUUGUCUCCUAGCAACGCGAGGAUGUCAGAUAAACACAGCACUGACUCAGAAGAGCUGUUUUAUGCGCAGGAGCAGCCACAGAUGGACAGCAAGGAUGAGGGAGAGAGGGAGGGCAAGGGCCUCUCGACACUGGCUGAAGAAGAGCCUGCGCCCCUCGGCGCCCCAGAGCAGACGGCGGAUGACUCUGGGGUGACAGUGCUUGCUCCGGAUGAGGGGGAAGUGGAGGAGCGGGUGGAGUCCCAGACAGGGCCAACGGAGCAGGAGGAGAUGGACGCCGGACAUGGGGAGGGCAUGUUGAAGAUAUCGCCAGUGGCACCAGACUCCGUCCUGCGUCUGUCUGUCCCGCUGUCAGACAGUGAUGGUGAGGAGGCUGUGAGUGGGGGUAGUGAGGAGGAAGAGGAGGAGGAAGACGAGGAGGAAGAGGAAGAGCUGGUGGUGCUGGACCCAGAGCAUCCCCUGAUGAAGAGGUUUCAGUCGGCCCUGAAGUCCCACCUCUCCCGGCAGUUGGAGAAAAUCUACCUGGAUGUCCGGGAGAAGCUGGCGAUGGAGCGAGCCGAGGUCACGCAGAGGGAGAAUCUGGGCGUGGAGCUCUACGGCGUGCAGCAGGAGCUGGCCCGGCUGCAGAUGGCCCUGGAGAAGAGGCAUGAGACCAACGCCCAGGCCGCGAUGGAUAGACACUGUGCAGAGGAGGAGCUGGAAAGAGUGCGCAGCCUGUACAGAAACAUUCAGAACACUGCUGACCAACACAGGACCAAGGUUGCUCAGCUGCAGACAGAGGUGGAGAACCUGGCCUUGCGGCUGUUCUACAUGCAGGGUGUGAAUGCAGACUUGCGCUCGGACAUCACCGUCAUGAAGCACGCCACGCGCAAGGCCCGGGUCGAGAAGGUGCAAGCAGAGGGGCAGAAGAAGAAGCAGGACCUUCUCGUGGAUCGUCUGACCCAGCGUGUGCAGCAGCUGACAGAGCAGAUUGCCCUGUAUGAGGUUCAGAUUGCCGCCCAAGCCCAGGAGACCAGGGCAGCCCAGGAGACAGUCUCUGAGGCUCAGAUGGAGAUGGACUCUCUGGCAGUGGAGAGGAAGCAGCUGCUGCAGCAGUGGAACAGCAGUCUGAUUGGGAUGAGGCGCCGUGAUGAGGCCCACACUGCGAUGCUAGAGGCUUUGCGGCUCUCCCGUCACCAGGUACAGUCCCUGGAUACGGAGAUUGAUGGCUAUAAAAAGUCGAUCACACACGAGGAGGAGCAGAAUGAGGCGCUGACAGAGCUGCUGAACAGGGCCCAACAAGCUGGUGCAACCAUGCGCAAGCUGGUCUCACACAACCUGGCGCAGCAGGAGGCGCUGAAGUCCCAGUACAGCACCUACACCCGCACCCUGCAGGAGACGGAGCAGGCGCUGAGCAGGGUCACCGCGGACUGCACGACGCGGCAGGGCGAGCUGAGCGCGCUCAGGAAGCAGAUCGAAAAAGAGUCGACGGUUCGGCUGGGGCUGGAAGAAAAGAUCAUGGCCAAGAUGCAGGAGCAGCUGACGCACGACAAAGCGGCCAAAUACUCACGGCGACUGGCGGAGAAGCUGGCCGCAAACAAGAGAGAGACGGAGGCCCAGCUCUCGCGGCUGGAGAACGAAAUCGCCCAGGUGUCGCUGGAGGGCAGCGAGGUCUCGGUACGCCUGCGCGCGCUGGAGCAGACGCUGGCGGAGCUGGAGCGGGAGGCCGCCGGCCAGCACGAGCUGGUGUCCCGCAGCGAGGCCGAGAUUGCGCGCCGCGUCACCCUCAUCGAGCGCAAGCAGAGCACCAUCAACCUCUACAACAAGAGGAUCGAGCAGAUCACUGCCAGCACUGGGCACGAGGACCUUGGCCCGCUGGAGAUCGAGGCGAGCACGCUCAGUAAGCAGCUGGAGGAGGUGGGGAGCCAGACGGCGGAGCUGCAGCAGUACUGGCUGCGCCAGGAGGGGGAGCUGGUGAGGCUCAGCCGGGAGCGACAGGCCCAGGCCACAGCGCUGCAGACCUUCCGCAGGCAGCUGACCAUCCUGCAGCAGAGGAAAGUGCGCAAAGAGAGUGAGAUCCAUCAGGAGCGGCAGGAGCAGGGCGAGCUGGAGCGGCACAUGAAGAGCCUGGCAGCCGACAUGCUGAAGCUCAACACGCUGCUCAGCCAGAACAGCAGCAUGAAGGAGGUGCUGCAGCAGGGGAACAGCCUCAUGGAGACAGAGUUCCUGCACAAGCUUAAGGACGCUGAGCGGCAGUCAGUCCAGAUGCAGAUGAAGCUGGAAAGAAUACAGGAGGAGAAAGAGAGGCUGCUCAACAGUCUGGUGGAGGCAGAGCGACAGAUCAUGCUGUGGGAGAAGAAGACACAGCUGGCCCGGGAAACACGGGAGGCAGUGGACUCAGAGGUGGGGCAGGGCGAGAUCCGGACCAUGAAGGCCGAAAUACACCGCAUGGAGGUGCGCUAUGGGCAGCUGAUGAAGCAGCAGGAGAGGCUGCUCCGGGAGAUGGAGGCCGCGGUGUCCCGCCGGGAGACCACCGUGACGCGGGGCGAGGCUCAGGCGCGGGCCGACAGGAAGCAGCUGACCCGCAGCGACCUGCAGGGCGUGCUGCAGCGCCUGAGCAGGAAGAUCCAGGACGCACAGAAGGAAGCAGAGAAGUGUGACAGCGUGAUCAGCGAGCUGCAGGACACACAGAAAACCCUGGGUGCCAGCCUGGAGGAUAAACAGCAGCACCUGGCUGAGCUGCAGGCUGCCGGCGACAUCCUCUCCGCUGACCUGCAGGGCCGGCUGGACACGAAGGACAGGAACCUGGCCCAGAUCGUGAGCCUGCAGGGCCGGGCCAAGCAGCUGCAGGCGGUGCGCGAGGGCCGGUACAGCGCCGUGGCGCGGAGCGGGUCAGCGCUGGACACCGAGAUGCAGAGGCAGGAGGACCGGCUGCACACCAUCAGCACCAUCCUGCACCGCGUCUGCCAGGAGUACCCCCAGCACCAGGGGGCGCUGCGCCGGGUCUCGCUGGCCCUGGCCGCCAGGCUGCAGCCCCACCAGGACAGUGCCUGAGGCCUCUCUGGCCCCUCAGUACCGGCAGACUCCAGGGCGUCUAACCGGACUAUUGAUCGGACGUGGCAGAACUCUUUGAAGAAAAAUCCCCAGCCAUUUUCGGACAAUUGCAAAAGACAUAAUUAAGUAAAUCAGUUUCCAAUUAAAAAGACGAGGGCUCAGAUGGAAUAAGAACGUCAGACAAUCAGUUCUUUAGGACAGCAGUGGGCAAACUCUGCCACUCCAGUUGAAUUCCAUCACGGGAUUUCAGGCCAGCCACUGGAGCUCAAUUCCUUAACCGGCUGGGCGCUGAAGGACCUGGACACACCUGAGCAUUAGCAGAAGUGGAUCAGAAGUGCCUAAUGUAUGAGAUCAGAGACAAGGGCCUCUGCUGUACAUUAAUGUCAUCACUCCAGAAACAAGUAAAUUGUAAUAAACUGUGAAUUUAUGAUUAUUCUGCACACUACAUGAAUAAAAGGCCUCAAUAAAUAUCCAA